Messenger RNA from Taeniopygia guttata (zebra finch), 2536 nucleotides. It is a transcript of the gene HENMT1, whose product is annotated as HEN methyltransferase 1. The record is from RefSeq and is a predicted model, not a curated record. Gene Ontology annotation, biological process: RNA methylation; piRNA processing; siRNA processing. NCBI's taxonomy places the organism in Eukaryota, Metazoa, Chordata, Aves, Passeriformes, Estrildidae. Gene Ontology annotation, molecular function: RNA methyltransferase activity; O-methyltransferase activity. Gene Ontology annotation, cellular component: nucleus; cytoplasm.
UUUUUGUUUUUUUUUUGUUCUAAAGAAUCCAUUAUACUGACUUAUAAUUAGACUUUCACAAGUUACUAGAAUCCAUAGAAUUGGAAGCUGGUAUGUAAAAGACUUCUAUUAAUAAACCUUUCUCUGAGGUAAAAAAAACACUGGGCAGAAUUUAUAGAAUUAUCUAGUUGAGAUGUAAGUACUAAGUGAUAGUUCAGGGUUAAACAAUUACUCAACAGCCAAAAAGAGUAACUGUGUGUUCUGUCUAGGCCACAAAACUUAAAAUGUUAGCCCAAAAUCAGCAUAUACAUUUCUAGAAUAUUCUGAAAUCUUGAAGGGCGCUGAGUGAUCUGACUUAUCUAGCCUUAUCCUCACUGCCACCAGAGUGCUGCCUCCUUCUAGGUCCCAGACCUACACUCUAUCUUUACUAAUAACAGCCCUGCCCUGUGAUUAACAAACGCUUUACAUGCUCUUGCGGAAGAAAUGGGACAUUUAGAGCCACACUUUCCUUUCUACUUUCAGUGUGCAGCUAUGCAGCUGCCUGCUCACUGAGAGACAAUUUGCCCUAGCGUGGAAAAUACUUAAUGAAACCCUGCAAAAGACAUCAAUUUUGGGUGUUUGUGCUCCCUACCGCACUCCCCCAGACAGGCCUAGUUCACUGCAUAUGGCAACAGCUCAGCAGCGCGUUUUCCCUCUGCGGCGGAGCAAACACGGCUCUAGACACAGCAGCACCGCAAGGAACUUGCACGAGUGGCGAGAUUUUUGGGGUUCAAUGUAAAACAGUAGGGACACUGCUCGCCGCCGCCAAUCACCUUUUAAUCACAGCGAGGGAGGCUGGCACGGAUCGGUACAACAGGGGUCCCAGAAUACUAUGGAUAAGAACUUUCAAGAAGAGAUUACGCAAAUCAUUAAAUUUGAACCUCCUUUGUACAAACAACGCUACCAGUUUGUUAAAGAUUUAGUGGAGAAAUACAAACCUAAGAAGGUGGCAGAUUUAGGAUGUGCUGACUGCAGCCUUCUCUGGAUGUUGAAAUUCUGCAGUUCCAUUGAAGUGUUAGCUGGGCUAGAUGUCUGUGCAGAUGUAAUGAAAGAGAAAAUGCAUACAUUGUCUCCUCUUCCUGUUGAUUAUUUGCAACCAUCUGAAAGAUCCCUAACUGUUACCUUGCAUCAUGGUUCAGUUGCCCACAAAGAUCCUUGCAUGCUUGGUUUUGACUUGGUGACAUGUAUUGAACUAAUAGAACACCUGGAAGAAUCAGAGCUGAAGAAGUUUCCUGAAGUGGUGUUUGGUUUCAUGGCUCCAAGCAUAGUUGUGAUCAGCACUCCAAAUUCUGAAUUUAACUCUUUGCUUCCAAGAGUGAUGUUAUACAGGCAUCCAGACCACAAAUUCGAGUGGAGCCAAGCACAAUUUCAAAGCUGGGCUCUAGAGACUGCUAGAUGCUAUGAUUACUCAGUGGAAUUUACUGGUGUCGGGCACCCACCAGCAGGAAUGGAGAAGGUUGGGUUUUGUACCCAAAUAGGUGUGUUUGUUAGAAAAUAUCCUCAAACUGGUGAAUCUGUUCAGUCUGAGAAACCCAUGGAAGCAGCUUACAAAACAGUCUUCAAAGCAGUGUACCCAAGUCUUAAAGAUGAGAAGUACUUGCAGAAUGCAGUGAUCAAUGAAGUUAUUUUCACAGCCCAAAUCAUUAAGCACCGUUUAAUGUCAAAACGUGAAGAGUACAGUGAUGAUCCUGAGAGAAAAUCCAAAUUCCAAGCUUCAGUGGACUCUUUUUCUGACUAUCUUGGAAAACUGGUUGUUGAAAAAAACAUGGAACCAUUUGUCAGUGGCAAUGAGGUUCACAUACCUCUCAAAACAAUAUUUUCUGUUCCCAAAGUGAAUCGACUUUGUGGUACCUUUGAGAAAUUAUGCAAGCUUAUUGAAGGCAAGGUCACAUUGAGCAGCGAUGGUUCUGCUGUGAUGUUCAAUAUUGAACAUGAAAAUGAAGAGAAUUAGAUCCGAUUUCUCACACAAAAUUCAGCUGAAGUAAUGAAAGUGGUUUUUUUUAGAAGCUGUCAAAUGGUAUGUUCUGUAUGCUAACUAGAUUGCAAAAUCUUUUCUAACCUUCCAUCAGUGGUGUGUAUCUCUCAGCACCUCUCAUUGAGUGUGAGUGCUUCUGACAAAGGUAACAGUAACUCACAGGGGUUUCAAGUAGAGUAUCAGGGGCUAAAAGGAAAUAAUGCCUUCCCAAGAAGAAAAUUAAAUAUUUCUGUUUUCUUUCUACUGCUUUAUUGUAGCUGUCAUUACUAGAUUAUUUCUGGUAGUCUCUUGUUAGCUUCAAGGAUAGUUUGUUUUACCAUCUACUGUGUUGUACUGAACAAUGUGAGUCAGACAUAAGUUUAGGGCAAGUUUUUUCUUAAUUUCUAUAUAAUUUAUAGAUGCCUUUUUCAAGAUGAGUACAUACUCAGUCUUGAUGAAAACCAAAUGUUGUUCCAGCUGAAUUAUGAAACUGACAUAUUUGUUAUGUUUUUGAAAAAAAAUUUAAAAAAUAAAAGAACUGCAGUAAUUGUGAAUGCUAACCUA